Molecule: messenger RNA, 702 nt
Organism: Cryptococcus wingfieldii CBS 7118
Lineage: Eukaryota; Fungi; Basidiomycota; Tremellomycetes; Tremellales; Cryptococcaceae
Product: acetyltransferase
Exons: 5
Coding region: 1-702 (233 amino acids)
Biological process (GO): mitotic sister chromatid cohesion
Cellular component (GO): NatA complex
Molecular function (GO): acyltransferase activity, transferring groups other than amino-acyl groups
Source: RefSeq, a predicted model, not a curated record
AUGGCCACCUUCACCACAACGGGCACCGUCUCGAGUCCUCUCGACCUCUCCAAAGUCCAGGGAGAACAUGCCAACGUCAGCUUGUCAUCGAACAAGAAGAACGUUCAACCUGCUGUCAAGGUCACCCUCACUAGCUUGACCCCUCACAAUUCUGGCACAUUACGAAAAAUCAACUCUGUUGUCAUCCCCAUCGUAUACUCGGACAGCUUCUACAAGGACAUGCUGGAUCCGAACCUGGAUGAUGCCAACAAGCUCAUCUAUUACGCCGAUAUCCCCGUCGGCGCGAUUUGCUCCAAGUUUGAUAACCUCAAGAAGGGCUCCAAAGAGCCUCCUACUCUUGUUAUUCUGACCCUGGCCAUCCUUGCCCCCUACCGAUCCCUUUCGCUCGGCACCUCUCUCCUCCGCCACGCUCUCCACGCUGCUCUCCACCCCCCGGAACCUUCGGCCCCCGCACCGUCGGACAAAAAGACCAACACCCGAGCUCAGUUGGCCAAGCCCGAGACUAGGCCGCCCGUCAACAGGGCGCUUGUGCAUGUGCAGGUCGGGAAUGAGGGGGCAAAGAAGUUCUAUGAAAGAUUGGGAUUCAAGGAGACUGGCAUCGAGGAUAACUACUAUUCCAAGAUGGAGCCCCGAGGAGCUAUCUUGAUGGUUUGCGAGGACAUUGCGGCUGCCAUCGGAGAUGCUUCUAACAAUCAAGUUUGA